GUCCCCCAUUGUUCCCGUUGGCUGUUUUCCAUCCUUGAUCAUGUUGAGGGCUAAGACCCAGCUUUUUCUUCUCUCCCCUCAUUACCUGAAGCAGCUAAAAGGGUCAUCAAGCUUCAGAUUUAGAUGGCAGCGACUUCUACACCAGCAACAGCCUCUUCACCCAGAAUGGGCUGCCCUCGCCAAAAAGCAGCUGAAAGGCAAAAACCCAGAAGACCUAAUAUGGCACACCCCAGAAGGGAUCUCCGUAAAGCCUUUAUAUUCCAGUAGAGACACCAAAGAAUUACCUGAAGAACUUCCAGGAGUGAAGCCGUUCACACGCGGGCCGUACCCUACCAUGUACACCUUCCGGCCCUGGACCAUCCGCCAGUAUGCUGGUUUCAGUACUGUGGAAGAGAGCAAUAAGUUUUAUAAGGACAAUAUUAAGGCUGGUCAGCAGGGAUUAUCGGUUGCCUUUGAUUUAGCAACACAUCGUGGCUACGAUUCGGAUAACCCUCGAGUUCGUGGUGAUGUUGGAAUGGCUGGAGUUGCUAUCGACACUGUGGAAGAUACCAAAAUUCUCUUUGAUGGAAUUCCCUUAGAAAAAAUGUCUGUUUCUAUGACCAUGAAUGGAGCUGUUAUUCCAGUUCUUGCAACUUUUAUAGUAACUGGAGAAGAGCAAGGCGUACCUAAAGAGAAACUUACGGGUACAAUCCAGAAUGACAUACUCAAGGAGUUUAUGGUCAGAAAUACUUAUAUUUUCCCUCCUGAACCAUCUAUGAAAAUCAUUGCUGACAUUUUCCAGUAUACAGCAAAGCACAUGCCCAAAUUUAAUUCAAUUUCGAUUAGUGGAUACCAUAUGCAGGAAGCAGGUGCUGAUGCGAUUUUGGAACUGGCCUAUACGAUAGCGGAUGGGUUAGAAUACUGUAGAACUGGACUCCAGGCUGGUCUUUCAAUAGAUGAAUUUGCACCAAGAUUGUCCUUUUUCUGGGGAAUUGGGAUGAACUUUUAUAUGGAAAUAGCAAAAAUGAGAGCUGGGAGAAGACUCUGGGCUCAUCUGAUAGAGAAAAUGUUUCACCCUAAGGACUCUAAAUCUCUUCUUCUGAGAGCACAUUGUCAGACAUCUGGAUGGUCACUUACUGAGCAGGAUCCUUACAAUAACAUUAUUCGUACCACAGUAGAAGCCAUGGCAGCGGUGUUUGGAGGAACUCAGUCUUUGCACACAAAUUCUUUUGAUGAAGCUUUGGGUUUGCCAACUGUGAAAAGUGCUCGAAUUGCCAGGAACACACAAAUCAUCAUUCAGGAAGAAUCAGGAAUUCCCAAAGUGGCUGAUCCUUGGGGAGGUUCAUAUAUGAUGGAAUCUCUCACAAACGAUGUUUAUGAUGCUGCCUUGAAGCUCAUUAAUGAAAUUGAAGAGAUGGGUGGAAUGGCCAAAGCUGUAGCAGAAGGCAUACCUAAACUUCGAAUCGAAGAAUGUGCUGCCCGAAGACAAGCUAGGAUAGAUUCUGGUUCUGAAGUAAUUGUUGGAGUAAAUAAGUACCAGCUGGAUAAAGAAGAAUCUGUGGAUGUUUUGGCAAUUGAUAAUACUUCAGUACGUAAUAAGCAGAUUGAAAAACUUAAAAAGGUCAAGUCCAGCAGGGACCAAGCUUUGGCAGAACGGUGCCUUGCUGCCCUGACGGAAUGUGCUGCCAGUGGAGAUGGGAAUAUUCUGGCUCUUGCAGUGGAUGCCGCACGUGCAAGAUGUACAGUUGGAGAAAUCACAGAUGCUAUGAAGAAGGUGUUUGGUGAGCAUAAAGCUAAUGAUCGUAUGGUGAGUGGAGCCUAUCGCCAAGAAUUUGGAGAAAGCAAAGAGAUAGCAUUUGCUAUCAACAGGGUUCAGAAAUUCAUGGAACGUGAAGGUCGCAGACCUCGUCUUCUUGUGGCAAAAAUGGGACAAGAUGGACAUGACAGAGGAGCAAAAGUUAUUGCUACUGGAUUUGCUGAUCUUGGUUUUGAUGUGGACAUAGGUCCUCUUUUUCAGACUCCCCGUGAAGUUGCCCAGCAAGCUGUGGAUGCAGAUGUACACGCAGUGGGUGUAAGCACAUUAGCGGCUGGUCACAAGACGCUGGUUCCUGAGCUCAUCAAAGAGCUCAGCUCCCUCGGACGGCCAGAUAUUCUUGUCAUGUGUGGAGGGGUAAUACCGCCGCAGGAUUAUGAAUUUCUGUUUGAAGUUGGUGUUUCCAAUGUAUUUGGUCCUGGGACUCGAAUUCCAAAGGCUGCCGUUCAAGUGCUUGAUGAUAUAGAGAAGUGUUUGGAAAGGAAACAGCAAUCUUUGUAACAUCCUGGUUUUAUUUUACCUUUCACAGUUAUAUAUAGGAAGAGGGUAAAGCCAAACCAUAUCAUCAGUUUAAUUCAGCACCUUCUAAGUACUUCCCUGGAAGUUUUACAUUAAAAUAUGUUACAUUGAAGAAUGUUAUAUUUUAAGUAUAUUAUAUAUAUAUAGUUUUUCUUGAAAAUUGUUGCUAAAUUUUCACACUCAGUACUUCACCAGAAACUGUAGAUGACAGUAUUUUUUUUAAAUAGUGAUAUUUAUUAAAAUAUUUCUUUAGAAUCCGUUCUAUUAUUAUUAUUAACUUAAACCUUACCUAAAAGUUGACCAGUUCUAUUCAUUGAUUUGAGUGCUAAAAAAUAAAGUAAAAAUGUGAGUAAAAUAAUUGUUCUUGAAAAAACAUUGGAGAAUAUUUAUUUUCAUAGGACAGUGCUACAGUGCUACAGGAAAAUAUGUGUGAUUCUGUUCCUCAGUAAGCUCUAUAAGAAUUACCUUCAUGAAAGUGCUAUGUUUUCAGUAAGAUCCACAAGUGAAAAUUGGGAAAGGACAGGUUAUCUCUUCAGAUCUGACUUUACUCUUUGAAAUGAACAUGGCUACAGGUGUUAAACAUUAUUGCUAAACUUGAUCCAGGAGAGUGAAUAUUUAUGAACAUUUUCUAAGAUGGUUGUGAAUAUGACUUUCUUGAGAAUUCUGCAAUUAAAGAGUAUCGAAGAAUAUUAUAUAGCAAGAGUUGAGCUUUGCAGAACCAGAAAGAUGCUUCUCUUCAUAGAUAAAAAUUAGUGUAGAACAUUUCUGCUUUGCUCAUAAAAUUAUUUGUUCAUUGAGGAAGGAAAAUUUUCUUUUUAUUUUUAACAUCCACUAGAUAAAAUGAAUGUAAGGGAUUCUUCUAUAGUGACUUUGUGUUUUAGUAGGUCAAAAAAUCUUUUAGAAGUUGCUAUAAUACACAUUGUUAUAGAAUUUAUAAACGUUAGCGUAACUAAUCUUUAUUAGAACUUGAGUAUUUAAAAGGCAUUAGGUAAUGAUUAUUAUUUUUGUUUUUCAGAUUUAAUCUGAUUUCCAAGUCCAAUGGUGUAUUUACUAUAUUAUUUUCUGUACCUUAUGAAAAAAAUCAAUUCAGUAAUGUUUGGUCUCUUGAUAUUUUCAGUAUACUGAGUUAUAUAACUAAUAAAAUCAUCUUUGAGGAA
Molecule: messenger RNA, 3468 nt
Organism: Sorex fumeus (smoky shrew)
Lineage: Eukaryota; Metazoa; Chordata; Mammalia; Eulipotyphla; Soricidae
Gene: MMUT
Product: methylmalonyl-CoA mutase
Exons: 12
Coding region: 41-2293 (750 amino acids)
Cellular component (GO): mitochondrion
Molecular function (GO): metal ion binding; cobalamin binding; methylmalonyl-CoA mutase activity
Source: RefSeq, a predicted model, not a curated record